Molecule: messenger RNA, 2262 nt
Organism: Suillus fuscotomentosus
Lineage: Eukaryota; Fungi; Basidiomycota; Agaricomycetes; Boletales; Suillaceae
Exons: 11
Coding region: 1-2262 (753 amino acids)
Source: RefSeq, a predicted model, not a curated record
AUGGCAACUGCCCCAUGCGGUGUAAACAUCGAGUUGCACUGCGAGUUGGUGAUUGACAUAUCGAGAAGACUUUCCCAUAAGCUUCCCUGGUAUCUUAUCAAUGUUACUCACCGCAUCACACCGCGUCGACUUGCGGCAACACUAUCCAAGACUAGUAAGAGAAAGGCUCAAGAUCCUGACACUGGCCUUCCAACUGGACAAUCCAAGAAAACUCCACGGGGUGCUUUGGAUGAACUUGGUGGCCCUCAACAUUCUGAAUGUUCGAACGCAGGGACGGGCGGACGAAACUCACAGCUAGAAAAACUUGACGCAGUCCUUGAACGACCAUCGCGUAAACGGCCCUCAAAAGGCUCAACGACCUUUGGUGCUGAUGUUUCAAAGAACCCACAAGCUCCUGAUUCUCGCAAAGGUAAAGGCUGCAAGUCUAGAAAGGUCGCUGCUCCCCCACCAUAUGCUCCGGCAGAUCUGAAUCUUGUUGAUGCAUCUCAAGCAUCCAACACGCAACAGGAUGUGCCCCAAACGACAAUUGUACCACCGGGUACCGAGCCUAACUUGCAGGCCCUGAAUAACCCCUACAUGGCUGCCAUGAUUGGUACUGCAGCUGCACGCCCCCCCACUAACAGCUCAGUGCCAUCGCUUAUCCCACACGCACCCUUAGAGCUGAACUCGCAGGUCCUGCAUAACCCCUACAUGGCUGCCAUGAAUGGUACUGCAGCUGCACGCCCCCCUACUAACAGCUCAGUGCCAUCACUUAUCCUGAGUGCACCCUUAGAGCCAAGGUUUUCAAAUGCCAUCAAGUAUUAUCAGCCUGCCACUUCCCCCCAAAUGCCAGAGCAUGUUAUAGACCCGGCACUGCGGAUUCAACCAUCAUCACUUGGUGUAGGUGGGCACUUUCAGCCAAGUGUUCUGAAUGUCACCCAGUACAAUAUUCAGCCUAUGUUUCAAGGCACUGCGCUCCUGAGGCUCCCAGAGGGUCCUACAGGCCCAGCACUACAGCCUCAGAACCAACCCCCUCCAAUAAGCGAUGAAUCAGAUCUUGAUGAAAGUGAUGAGAAUGAUGAGAGUUCAACGGAUGAAGAUACUGAAGAAGGGGUCAAAGAUGCUGGUGAAGAUGAUAUUGUUGGAUGGGGAGCAGUUCGUGGACGCCACACAACUUAUCCAGGAUUUUUGCAGGAACAACCACCUCAGCCACUUUCACAUCCACGUCCUUUGACACCCGACUUUGACUUUCAGUACUCAUGUGAUGAAGAUGAAGAUGGUGCAGUGGCUAGUCUCGCCUCAGUGCAGUUGCAGCCACAUGUUCAGAACUUAUGUCAAGACAAUGCAGCUGCUAAUCUCAUGCUAACACAACCGAAGGUAGAUGAUGUACUCAAGAAACACCAGAAAAAGAAUGGACGGCGUCGUCUCCCUGACCCUGAGGCUCUUGAAAUACUAUGCCGGAAAACUGAAACUGAUGUUCAACAAGAAGCUCCGACAUCGCGAUCCAUAGCAAAGCCCACUCAACUCGGGUGGUACGGAACUGGCUGGAAAGGCUUCCUGGAGGACGCGAAGGCAGAAUGUCGCGCAGUCCAUGCAUUGGAAAACCCAUUUCCAUCUCUGACCCAUGACUUAACAUGUUCGAUAACGGAAGUCCUCUUAUUGGUCAAGCUUGCAUGGGAGCAAGCUGAGAAGCAGGUAGAAACUGGUGUGUGGCCUGCACAGAAAUCCAACAUGGCAAGGCUGCUCUAUGACGAUCUCGCAACUUGGCGGUCCGAAUUGAAGAAGGUUGUGAUUUCCCUUGCCCCGAGCAUAUUGGAUCUUGUUUCCCCUGCUGAGCACAAAGAUUCUCUGUUCCUACGAGGUGGAUUCGAUGCCAAUGGAAAGACUAACAACUUCGCAAGUCCUGCGCUUCGAGAAGCUGUUGUGUUAUUUUAUUAUACCGGACCUUACAGAAUUGCUCAGCGAAGGCCAGAAAUAUUUCGCACACAGCUGCCUUUGUCGUGCUUGGCUCUCGUCGCCACUGCGUAUGACUGUGGUCUCCUUGGCUUCAAAAAGAACGGUACCGGCAAGGUCUUUCCAAAAUUCACCACAAAGGAGUACAAAACCGAAUACAAGGAGAUGCUGGAGAUGAUGGGCGUCGUUUUGGAGGAUGCGUAUCAUGGCCCGAAACUGGUAAAGCAGCUCCAGGAGUGGGCGGCAUACGGCUGGUUGGAAAGCCUCAAGGUUGACUCUCGUGGCGGCUUGGAGAUGAAGCGCACUCACUUGAAGGUGGUACUUGAUUAG